Orbicella faveolata is the source of this 2889-nucleotide messenger RNA. RefSeq lists its product as uncharacterized. Lineage: Eukaryota; Metazoa; Cnidaria; Anthozoa; Scleractinia; Merulinidae. The record is from RefSeq and is a predicted model, not a curated record.
ACGAAAAAUAAUGCAAGAAUCAAUAAGUGACCCGUUAUUUCAUGCACACCGAUCAAGUGCCACGAACUACAUCCUUAGAAGCCUUGCGGUCGGAUGUAAGAAACUAUCCUGUCUGUAGGACAUCUCCUUUUACAGAGCACAGAAGAAAAGCUGCAGACAAUAUCAACCGAACAAAAAGACUCUUUUUGUGCGACGAGAUCAAGAAUUGCACAAAUUCCACUGUCGUGGCCGAACGGUGAUCUGUCUCUGUGCAGACAUCCGUCACUUAUUUAGUCCACAUUAGCUUUGUUGCUAGCUUGAAUGAUUGGUAUUUCACAAGCAGUUCCCUGAAUUAAAGCUUAAAAUGACGGAAGGAAAUCAAGACGACGCUACUCAACAGCUGAACGAAGACAAAGAAGCGGACGAAAAACCGGUUCAAAACAUUUCCGAACAAGGGACAGGAGAUAGCGUCUUGCAGCUUGCUUCAGGGGUGCCAGGAGAUGGUGAUCAUCCAGUGCAGGAGCAAUCAAAGCAGGAAGAUGAAACUGAAAAAUUGGAUCAGAGUAAACCAGAAGAUAGUUCUCCUCAAGAGCCCACUGCAAGUGAAAGUGUCCCAGAAUCACAAGCAAGUGGGGAGCCUGUGCAAGUUGCAGAUAGUGAAACUCCAGUUAACAGUGAUGAACAUGUACAGAAAAAAUCUGGGGAUGAGAAACCAGCAGAAAGUGAAGGAUAUACCGAUAAUGCAGAAAAAGGAACAGAAGAAAAUGGAAAGCCAGAAGAUACCAGCGAUGGUGAGGAGCAGCCAGAAAUACAGCAAGCCGAACAAACAGAAGAGGGAGGAGAGAGAGUACCACAGGGUACAAAUGGGAGUAUGGAUCAGGUGGCUAGUGAGGAACAACAGGGUAAAGAAAAACCAGAAGGACAGUCUGAAGAAGCUCAGAAGGAAGGAGAUGAACAGCAACAACAUGAGAUACCAAGUGCCAGUCAGGUGGAGCAACAAGAAAUCUUGGCUCCAAGCCAAGAAAAAGGAGAUAAGCCAGCUCAAGAUGAAGGAGAAGCUGAAAAACCAGCUUUGGAAUCUGAAAGUCAAGAAGCAACUGAAAAGCAAGAGAGUGAAGAGGCUGCAGGAGAACAGGCAAAGGCAGAGGCCAAUCAAACGGAUGGAGACACAACUAAAGAAAGCUCACCUAAUGAAAACAGCCCUGAAUCUGAAGAUCAGUUAACACCAGAUGAGAGUCAGGCUGAAGCUGCGAAGGACAGUGAAGCUGCAGAAGAAGGUCAGAAAGUUGAUGAUAGUGUGGAAAAACCAGACACAAAACCUGAUGAAAGUGAAAAUGCCCAAGAGCAUGAGACUGUAGAGGCUGCAUCUGCAGAGAGUGAACCUGUUACAGAAAGACUGGAAGAAAGUGCAGGAGAAGUUGACAAACCAGUGGAGAGCCAGCAACAGGUUCAGUCUGAAGCUUCAUCUGUAUCAAAGCCUGCAGUUGUAGCAGCAGGACAGGUUGCGUCUUUACCUGCUGAUGAACCGUCACCCAAGAAACCCGAUGAGGUUCAAGAAGAAAACAAGAAAUUGAAACAGGAUAUUUUCAUUAUGAAACAGCAGGAGGAUGCAUACAGAAUCAAGGUUCUCAGUUUGGAGCAGGAAGUAGGAAAGUUACGAGCAAGGAAAAUUGAUAACAGAAGUCAAGAUUCACUAGCAUCAGAUUCAGACAGUUACCUAAAACAAAAGUUGGGAGAAACCGAGAGGGAACUGGAUGCUGCAGAAAGGAAAGUAAAGGACUUGCAGCUAAGACUGAAACGCUUUGCUAAAGAUGAUCAAAUUAAGGAUGAAAAGAUCUUCCAAAUGGAGAGAGAAGUCAAAGAACUAUCUGACCAUAUCAAAAAGUUAGAGCAGUCUCUCGCAGAGUCCAAGAGAGAAAACAACAAUAACACGACAGUACAGGCAAGCGCAGAUAAACAAGACUCCAAAGUUUGUGUGAUUCUCUGACUUUUUGCAGUUCAUAUAUUUAUUUCUAUUUAUUUUUUAGAUAUUUGAAUUUUUAUACGGUUGACUUGGCUGAGGUUUAGGAGAUAUUUGCACAAUCAAGCAAUCUUUUAUUUCUUGUCUACAUUGUAUUUUAAUAUAUUUUUGAAUAUUAAUUAAUAUAUUGACAGGACUUGUAUUUAACUUCUAUGCAGUGCUACUUCGUGCUGAAAGUUAAAACUCUCUGAAUAACUUCUAGACAUCAUAAUUAUUUUUGUAUCAUAGGUUAUGUCGUUGCUUAGUUGAGAAUGGUGUAUAGAGAACACUUUUAUUUAAUGUUUUUGUACGUCAUAUCUGAUUGACAGUCAUAUUUUUUGUAAAAUGAAAUCAGUUUUCUCAAAUUUGAUAAAAAAAAAAUGGCUGAAGUGGAUUUAAGGAAUGAAAUUUUGCAGGAGUGUAUUUUUGAUAGAAUUUGAAAUCAUGUUUCAGCGGCUUGCACAUAACACACAGCAAUGUCCAUUUGACAAAAUAACUUGAAUGAAAUUUUUUCAUGUCCAUCUUCAAAGAUAAUCAAGUUUCUCUUCUAAACUAAAUAACCACAGUAUAUUUUUAUACAAAAUUAUGGUUCAAAGCAAAAGUUCUUGUAUUUGUUAUCUUCUUUAUGGGCAGAGCUAUAGCUGAAGGUUAAACAGUCCUUAACUUAGCCUGACUUUUUAAAAUCAUGAAUAAGGGUAAUUCCUAAAAAAAAUCAGUCUACAUUUUCAUGCACAGCUGGUAAGUCAUUCUCUGUCAUUAUAACUGAUAUGUUGAGAGCUAGCACACAGUUAGCUACCAUAACCUGAAAAAAUGGAACAUUGGUAACAUUUCUAGGUCCAGAUCUACCUAGCAGUACAAGAAACAUGUACCACUGUGGUGUGUGAAAGUAAAUUGUUUAUUUCCACAAAUGA